Messenger RNA from Fusarium falciforme, 3672 nucleotides. Its product is annotated as Vegetative incompatibility protein HET-E-1. Gene Ontology annotation, cellular component: transcription repressor complex; nucleus. NCBI's taxonomy places the organism in Eukaryota, Fungi, Ascomycota, Sordariomycetes, Hypocreales, Nectriaceae. The transcript is spliced from 2 exons. Gene Ontology annotation, biological process: negative regulation of transcription by RNA polymerase II. Gene Ontology annotation, molecular function: protein binding. The record is from RefSeq and is a predicted model, not a curated record. The coding region runs from base 1 to 3672 and encodes 1223 amino acids.
AUGGCGUGGGUGAACAGCGAGGAGUGCACGGCGCGACCGAAAAACCUCGUCCGGGACGUGAACGCCGGCGGCGAAAGCAGAAUUCAGGUUGGAAACAACUACACUGAAGUCCACAACUACAACGAACCGAACCGCAAUCGAUGCCUUGCCGACCUACGAUUGACCGACCCCCGCGACGACAAGACGCGCAUCGAGCAGACAAAGGGUGGCCUUCUCAAGGACUCGUACAAGUGGGUUCUAGAUCACGAGGACUUUCGGCGAUGGCGAAACGACAGAGACAGCCGGUUGCUCUGGAUCAAAGGCGACGCCGGCAAGGGCAAGACGAUGUUGCUGUGCGGGAUCAUCGACGAACUAUCGCAGUCACGGGCGGAAAUAGUCAACGCGAACGAGGGUGGUCUGUUCGGUAACUUCGCGGUGAAGAUGUCGCGCCGAUUCAAGAAAUUGUCCCUUUCGCCAACACACUCACGUCCCGUAUCAUUUUUCUUCUGCCAAGGGACCGAUUCCCGACUCAACAGGGCGGUAGCCGUAUUGCGAGGACUGAUGUACGUUUUGCUCUGUCAACAACCAUCGCUCAUCUCGCACAUCCAAAGCGAAUACGACCAUGCAGGUCGACAACUCUUCGAAGAUACAAACGGGUUCUACACCUUGUCCCGGGCUCUGCUUAGCAUGCUUGGCGAUCGUCGCGCGGGGGGUUGCUACAUGAUCAUCGACGCCCUCGACGAAUGCGAGCAAGACCUACCACAACUCUUAGACUUUAUUGUCCAGAGCGCAUCUGCGUCUGCUUACGUCAAGUGGAUCGUCUCCAGCCGAAACAGACCCGAUAUUGAGCUGCUGCUGCAUCGCGCUGCUUCAAAAACGAGGCUAAGCCUGGAGCUGAACGAACACCAUGUCACCCAAGCCGUCAAUACGUACGUCGACCACAAAGUCUUGCACCUCGUAUCGCUGAAAGGGAACAAAUCACUGCAAGAUCAAGUUCGGAAUGAGAUGCGUCAGAAGGCCGAUGGAACCUUCCUCUGGGUUGCUCUCGUCGCGCAGGAACUUCAGAAGGUCCAGAGCUGGCACGUCUUAAGUGUCCUCAAGCAGAUGCCGUCGGGCCUAACGCCAUUCUACGAACGAAUGAUGCAUCACAUUCAGCAACUUCAGCCUGAGGAUAGCGAGUUCUGCCGCCUUGUUAUUUCGGCGGCAACUGCCGCUUACCGGCCUCUCCGCUUGUGUGAGCUGGGCGCGCUGUCUUGUUUGCCUCGAAAUGUCUCCGAUGACCUUGGAUCUGUGGUAGAUAUGUGUGCCUCGUUUCUUUCGAUCCGGGAUGACCAUGUCUAUCUCAUUCAUCAGUCCGUCAAGGAUUUCCUGACGAGCAAGGAGUCGAAUGCAAUUUUCCAGCAUGGAUUUGCAGCCGCACAUCAUACCAUGUUCUUGAGAUCGUUACAGAUUAUGUCUGAUAUGUUGCGACGCGAUUUGUACGACUUACACCACCCCGGCGCCUCUGUCGACGACGUCCGCCAGCCCGAACCGGACCCGCUAGCCCCGGUGCGGUACUCAUGCAUCUACUGGGUUGACCACCUAAGCGAUGCAAUCUGGCAUAGGACGUCGAUGCCCAUCGACGACCUCCAGGACGACGGCAUAGUCCAUCAAUUUCUCAGCAAGAAGUACCUCUACUGGCUCGAGGCGCUAAGUCUUCUCCGAGACAUACCGGGAGGCGUGGUUGCGAUGACGAAGCUCGAGACAUUGCUAGAACGGUCCGAUGGGUCCUGCUUAUUCGACCUCGUCCGAGAUGCACGCCGAUUUAUCCUGUCGCACGGAUGGGCGAUAGGGAACGCGCCUCUUCAGACAUAUGCGUCGGCGCUUAUCUUUAGUCCUAGGCGGAGCAUGACGAGGAAACUGUUCGAAAGGGAAGAGCCGGAUUGGAUUAUAACUAAACCGGCUAUGGCAGAGGAUUGGGAUGCAUGCCAGGCGACGCUCGAGGGCCAUGGCGGGCCGGUUCGGUCGGUGGCCUUCUCGCCCGACGGCCAGCGCCUCGCAUCGGCGUCACACGACACGACCGUCAAGAUCUGGGAUGCCACGACGGGCCACUGCCAGGCGACGCUCAAGGGCCAUGGUGGUUCGGUUCAGUCGGUGGCCUUCUCGCCCGACGGCCAGCGCCUCGCAUCGGCGUCAGACGACAAGACCGUCAAGAUCUGGGAUGCCACGACGGGCCACUGCCAGGCGACGCUCAAGGGCCAUGGCGGUUCGGUUCGGUCGGUGGCCUUCUCGCCCGACGGCCAGCGCCUCGCAUCGGCGUCAUACGACAACAGCGUCAAGAUCUGGGAUGCCACGACGGGCCACUGCCAGGCGACGCUCGAGGGCCAUGGCGGGUCGGUUUGGUCGGUGGCCUUCUCGCCCGACGGCCAGCGCCUCGCAUCAGCGUCACGCGACAAGACCGUCAAGAUCUGGGAUGUCACGACGGGCCACUGCCAGGCGACGCUCACAGGCCAUGACGGUGCGGUUUGGUCGGUGGCCUUCUCGCCCGACGGCCAGCGCCUCGCAUCAGCGUCAUACGACAAGACCGUCAAGAUCUGGGAUGCCACGACGGGCCACUGCCAGGCGACGCUCGGUGGCCAUCGCGGUUCGGUUCAGUCGGUGGCCUUCUCGCCCGACGGCCAGCAUCUCGCAUCGGCGUCAUACGACAAGACCGUCAAGAUCUGGGAUGCCACGACGGGCCACUGCCAGGCGACGCUCAGGGGCCAUCGCAGUUGGGUUCAGUCGGUGGCCUUCUCGCCCGACGGCCAGCGCCUCGCAUCGGCGUCAUACGACAACAGCGUCAAGAUCUGGGAUGCCACGACGGGCCACUGCCAGGCGACGCUCAAGGGCCAUGGCAGUGCGGUUUCGUCGGUGGCCUUCUCGCCCGACGGCCAGCGCCUCGCAUCGGCGUCAGACGACAAGACCGUCAAGAUCUGGGAUGCCACGACGGGCCACUGCCAGGCGACGCUCAAGGGCCAUGGCGGGUCGGUUUGGUCGGUGGCCUUCUCGCCCGACGGCCAGCGCCUCGCAUCGGCGUCAUACGACGAGACCGUCAAGAUCUGGGAUGCCACGACGGGCCACUGCCAGGCGACACUCGAGGGCCAUGGCAGUGCGGUUUGGUCGGUGGCCUUCUCGCCCGACGGCCAGCGCCUCGCAUCAGCGUCACGCGACAAGACCGUCAAGAUCUGGGAUGCCACGACGGGCCACUGCCAGGCGACGCUCGAGGGCCAUGGCGAUUGGGUUCAGUCGGUGGCCUUCUCGUCCGACGGCCAGCGCCUCGCAUCAGCGUCAUGGGACAAGACCGUCAAGAUCUGGGAUGCCACGACGGGCCACUGCCAGGCGACGCUCGAUGUAGGUAGGCCUCUCGAUACUAUCCGUUUCGACGAGACCGGCGCUCGUCUUCUUACGAAUGUUGGCACUUUCGACCUGAGCGUGCCCUCGCCCUCACCACCCGCUGUGCUACCUGCAUCCGGUCCUCUGCGUCACUCCAAUCAAAAUCAAGGCUAUGGCAUCAGUGCAGAUGGCGUAUGGAUCACGUAUCAAGGUCGGAACCUGCUGUGGCUCCCGUCAGAGUAUCGUCCCGGGACGUCAGCAAUCACAGCAUCGACUGUCGUUCUCGGUUGCAAUUCGGGACGGGUCUUACUAUUCCGGUUCACGGGGAACGCACCUCGUUAG